GGUUCAUGCUAUUUUCAACGAAGAGAACCUCUCCUCUCAUCGAUUCAGAUCAAUCAGACAGACCCUUUCUCUCUCUCCACAAAUACACCAAAACCCACGUCAAAUCCCCACAAAUCUCGCCGACCCAUUCGAUAAUCUCACACUCUGAAGUCACCAGCUUUGGUUUUCUGCACCGAUCAAGAACCAUAUUGCUUCUCUGUAUGCAACUAUGCAUUAAUUUCUUUUUCUUGGUACCGUAUUUACUGGCUUUGUUUGCUUAUUCUUGUUCUCACUUCACCGUUACUGGGUCUAAUGCAAGUGAACAUAGAGAAAUGGACGUAAAUUUUGCCUGUGUCCGUGUGGUGGUGACAUGCAGUGUCUGGGCACGUUGGUGAGAGAGGCUUUGGGUGGUGGAAAUGGCGAAUCCGGUGGUGAAGGUCAGGCGGGAGACAAUUGCGGCGUGCAUGACUUGUCCUUUAUGCAAGAAGCUCUUCAGAGAUGCCACUACAAUAUCUGAAUGCCUUCAUACGUUUUGCAGGAGGUGCAUAUAUAAUAAGAUUUCAGACGAGGAAAUAGAAUGCUGUCCAAUAUGCAAUACGGAUCUGGGAUGUGUUCCACUGGAGAAAUUAAGGCCGGACCACAGUUUGCAAGAUGUAAGGGCCAAGAUUUUCCCUUUCAAAAGAAGGAAGGUGAAUGCACCUGAAGUUGCGCCUUCAACUACAUUACCAGCUAGAAGAAAGGAGAGAUCACUCUCGUCAUUGGUGGUCAGCACUCCCAGAGUGUCAACCCAGGCUAGCAUGACUGGGAGAAGAUCAAGAGCUGUUGCAAGAAAAGCUUCUGCUUUACAAGGCUCCAGGUUUUCCAUUGAGAAACCCAUUAAAAAGGAGGGUGAUUCUGUGGAAGAUCAUCCUGAGAGUUCAAGUUCACCAGAGACAUCAAACAAGUUUCUGCAGAAUACUGGGCAGAGUUCUUCCCCUGGUGAGCCUAGCCAAUCCACCUCCAUUAAAGAAACAGAGAAUGAUGUGGAACCAUGGGACGCAAAAUUGGAUCUCUGGAAACCUUUAAACUGUCUGGUGGAAGUUGCAAAUAGGACUAAAUCUUUCAAGUCUAAUUCACAGGGGUCUGAUGCUAAGUUAGAAACUAUGCAAGCCAAUGAAAGCGAAGGUCGAGUGCGAAAAUCCAAAAUUAAGGAAGUUAAACGCAAAUUGAAAGUUGAGGAUGAAAAGAAUAUCACUGAACCUGCCUCUUCAGAAACAGUAAAACCCAAAAUGUUACGAAGGGUUCGCCGGAAAAGGGAACAUGCUUUUGGAGAAUCAUGCAUUUCACCCCAAGCUGUGCUGGAUGCUGCUGGUAAACAUGAAAGAAGACUUGGUCCAGUUUGGUUCUCUCUAGUAGCUUCCGAAGACCAGGAAGGAAGUACACCCUUGGCACAAGUUCCUGCAAGUUACUUAAGAAUAAAGGAUGGAAAUAUGCCUGUUUCAUUUAUACAAAAGUACCUGAUGAGGAAACUGGAACUCACCAGCGAAGCCGAGGUUGAGAUCAAAUGCAUGGGACAACCAGUUGUCCCCACCUUGCGAUUAUAUACUUUAGUUGAUUCGUGGCUAAAAACGACGGCAACAUCGGAGCGAGUUCCGGCAUCCAUUGGGUCCUCAGCAAAGGAUUUUGUGAUGGUGCUGGCCUAUGCUCGAAAGGUUUCAGACCCUUGAUCAUGGUUUUCUCCAUCUGCUGCCCCUUGACAUCUUCCAUAAUCUAAAUAUACUCCUUAGAAUCUCCAUGUAGAAUAGGACUUUCUGAUCCGGCAUGUAUGUUAUGAGUAAUUUGUAUUCUAGAAUUGGUUCCUUCACCAUAAACUGCCAGCCAGGGCACUCAGGAGUCAGGAUAGGAGGGGAGAAAUAAGCUACUAUAGAGAGCCACUCGCACAAAUUGUUACCCAUGUUGAAAUAAUCAGUGUCCCCUAGACUAUGGCAUGGCCUGCUGGUUGGCUGUAGUAUGAUCAAGAGGUCCACUCUUCAAGUUUAUGGAUUUAUUUUUCUAAUUACUGCAUUAUUAUUACACACCACGUUGUACAACCCUUUUAAGUUGAAAUUAUUUUUUUUCUGAUGCACA
Alnus glutinosa is the source of this 2085-nucleotide messenger RNA. Its product is annotated as E3 ubiquitin protein ligase DRIP2. Gene Ontology annotation, molecular function: ubiquitin-protein transferase activity. The record is from RefSeq and is a predicted model, not a curated record. The coding region runs from base 396 to 1685 and encodes 429 amino acids. NCBI's taxonomy places the organism in Eukaryota, Viridiplantae, Streptophyta, Magnoliopsida, Fagales, Betulaceae. The transcript is spliced from 7 exons.